AAUUCACAGCUAAUAAUAGUUUACACAAUAGCAGAUGCACAAAGGACGUGCUGUGACUCAAUUACCCCAACUCAGCUUCCUCCCUUUGAUUAUAUAUUUACAGUACAAUGGAUGCAAUUACUAAUUAGUACAAACGUCUAGAGUGUUUUCUAUAUACAUUCCACAUGUUAUAGUACUUAUAGUUGCAUACUUUUAGUACUUGUACUGUAAUUUCCGCCCCUUGAUACACUUCUUUAGUUAGUAUUUAUUUAGUACAGUAUAUGAAGUGAAGGAUUUUACACAAUUCUGAAUGAUAACAGAGAUGUAUUCAUAUUGCAUUCUCUUGGUGGUUUGUUUGUUAUCCGUAUGUAGCGGCAUAGAAAGCCAAUGGAAAGUACAAGAAUUUCCUAACCCAAUAUACCAAGUAGAAGAUUGUGGGAGAUCGGCAGAUGUUGAAAAAUCAUGGAUAUGUGAUCCGAACAAAGUUAUAUCAGAGCAAGACGUAAAUGAUAUCAGCGACAAGCUAGUUGAGAUCUAUACCAAUUCCAGAUGUAACUGCGCACUGUGCAUCAACAACAGAACCGGAUAUAUUGUCAUGGUUGCAAUUAUGCCGAAAAUGCAUAGAAUAAUCAAUGCAUCAAAUAGCAUGUCUGAUAUAAUACAAGAUGCCAGGGUGUAUUCCUAUUAUCUAAGUAUGUACUGGGGAUCUUUUGCUACCUGCAAGGAAUUGGUCUUGUUGCUGGUUUCAAGAGAUGAUGGUGUGGUUUAUACAUUAACGCAGAUGGAUGCAAGAAGAAAGCUAACAGAUGAAAUGAUAACAAAGAUAACUCUUGAUAAUCAGAAAUACUUUGAUGGAAAUGACAGAGUCAAGAUGGGCCAGGGGAUCAAGUUAAUGAUCAAUAAAUAUGGAGAGUUACUGAGAAAGCCGUCAACAGAAUAAGUGACCAGGGUCGAGUUCAAUAUCGUAGCAGCUACGUAGCUGCUAUCAAUAUAUAUGGAACAACUAGUUUUUAGCUACACGUUCAGUACUAGUAGUCAAAAUCUACGUAGGAGUACGAACGUAACCGCUACGAUAUUGAAAGGGUUAAUAAGUGUGUCUUGAAAUAUCAUUAGUUAUGAAGACAGUUGUAGCAUCUGACAAUAAAGAAAGGAAGUGUUUUAAUGUAAAUAAUGUAUGCGGCUGUGAAAUGAACUGUAUUUGUUUAAAAAAAUGUUUAAAUUUACAUUGUAUAAUAAAAAUUUCAAGCUAA
This is a messenger RNA of Mytilus trossulus (common blue mussel), 1229 nucleotides long. RefSeq lists its product as uncharacterized. Gene Ontology annotation, cellular component: acetylcholine-gated channel complex; membrane. NCBI's taxonomy places the organism in Eukaryota, Metazoa, Mollusca, Bivalvia, Mytilida, Mytilidae. Bases 290 to 919 code for a protein of 209 amino acids. The record is from RefSeq and is a predicted model, not a curated record. The transcript has 6 exons.